UCGGCGUACAGCACAGCCAAAUCAGCAUGAGGGAGGUCACAUGGUUCGGGCCGGCGUUAGCCCUGCUGACGGGAUCCUUGGCCCUGCUCGCCGUGCAAGCACAGUACGUGCAACUGUACAACGCUGACCCCGAGCCGUAUCAAAGGAACCUGCAAAGGAGCCUUUCCUCCAUGAGUGGAGCAGAAUUGAAAUAUUUGCUGCAGCGGUUACUACGAGACGCUGCUUUGCUACGCAAACGCUCACCAGACAACGAUGAUGGGCAGGAUGCGAUGCCUCCCGGUUUCGUCGGGGCUCGUGGUCGGCGUCGAGACGUGAUUCUCGAGCAGCCACCGGGAUUCGUGGGUGCUCGCGGCAAACGUGAAUCGGAGCUGCCACUGUUACUGGCCGGCCUCGAUGCUUCAGGAGCCGAAGCACCCAGAGCGCAGAUAGACAGGCCGCAAGACUAGCAAUGAACGCCCCAUGCCUACUGCAGUUCUGUAUUGCAAAAGCAGAACUGGGUUGGAGUUACGCUUUGAUGAACCGGUCUGAAGUGCAGCACGAAGAGUAGGCGCUGUUAGGAGACAGGUAAUCUUCUCUGGCAUCUCCUUGUGGGCAUUUUCUGAAAUGUGCGAAUAAAAAUCAAAUGAAAGGAAAUUAAAUCAAUGUAGACGACACCGAGUGCAAGGGAACUACGUCUAGUGCCACCGCCAAAACGGGGAAGUAAAAAAUAAAUAAAAAGCAAAAUGGAAACGCCAAUAAAUACUCGAAAUUUUUUUGCCUCUGGAGUGCUAUCAUCAUCAGCCUGGCUAGGCCCACUGCAGGGCAAAGGCCUCUCCCAGACUUCCCCAACUACCCCAGUCUUGUGCUAAUUGUGGCCAUGUUGUCCUUGCAAACUUCCUAAUGUCAUCCGCCCACC
Messenger RNA from Dermacentor andersoni, 895 nucleotides. RefSeq lists its product as uncharacterized. NCBI's taxonomy places the organism in Eukaryota, Metazoa, Arthropoda, Arachnida, Ixodida, Ixodidae. The record is from RefSeq and is a predicted model, not a curated record.